Molecule: messenger RNA, 1428 nt
Organism: Rattus rattus (black rat)
Lineage: Eukaryota; Metazoa; Chordata; Mammalia; Rodentia; Muridae
Gene: Lrrc73
Product: leucine rich repeat containing 73
Exons: 6
Coding region: 230-1180 (316 amino acids)
Molecular function (GO): protein binding
Source: RefSeq, a predicted model, not a curated record
CCCCGCGCCUGCUUUCGAUCCGGCCGCAGCCGGGGCGCGCUUCGUCGCCGCCACAGCCGCCGUUGCUUCGGGCUCCGCCGCAGCCUCUGCCGCCUCCGCCUCCGUUCCCGCCGCGACCCUAACCCGGACCACGACCUGAGUCCCCGCCCCGCCCCCUCCCGCAGCCCGGCCAACUUCUGCCCAGGCCGGGACACCGGCGCCAGCCCCCCGAGGCCCAGCCGUGGGGACCAUGCUGCCUAGCUCCAUCCAGAUUUCGGGGGAGCCGCUGUCAGGCGCCGAGGUGCGGGACAUCUGCCGCGGCCUGCGCGACAACGCGGUGCGCCUGCUCUCGCUGCGCGGCUGUCGCCUGUGCGACCGCGACUUCGGCCGCAUCUGCCGGGCCCUAGCUGGAGCCACGUCCCUGGCGCAGCUCAACCUUAACCUGGGCGUCGUGUCUAGCCCCAGCCGCAUCAAACAGCUGGCAGAAGCGCUACGGACCAACCGCUCCAUCCAGUCCCUCUUCCUACAUGGAAGCCCACUGACAGAUGCAGGACUGGCCUUGCUGAAUCCAGCCCUGGCUCUCCACCCUGCCCUUGUGGCUCUUGACCUGGGGGACUGCAUGUUGGGUGAUGAAGCCAUCAACCUCAUCUGUGGCCUCCUCCCUCCAGACGGGGCCAAGUCUGGUCUGAAGGAGCUAACACUAAGCGCCAACCCUGGCAUCACCCCUAAGGGCUGGAGCCGUCUCGCUAUUGCUGUGGCCCACAGCUCCCAAGUCCGAGUUCUCAACCUGGACUACAACCCUCUGGGUGACCAUGUGGCAGGGAUGCUGGCUGUAGCUGUGGCCUCAAGCCGUACCCUAGAAGUCCUAGACUUGGAGGGCACAGGGCUCACCAACCAGUCAGCUCAGACCCUGCUGGACAUGGUAGAAAAUUACCCAACAGCCCUGCGGAGCCUCGUGUUGGCCGAGAACAGCAUUAGCCCAGAGCUGCAACAGCAGAUCUGUGACCUCCUGUCUGAGGGAGAAGAGGAGGAAGAGAUGGCAGGAGGGGCUGCUGACACCCAGGAAUGGGGGAGAGGGCGGGAGCCUGCUGCCCACCAGCGGGGUGGCAGCUCCUGGAAGUGCCCCAGUGAUCCCAAUUCUCAGAUGGUGCUAAUGACAUCAGGACUAGGGGACAGUCUGUUGGCUGAGACCGAGAUGUGACUCUCUACUUGGACUUCUGCACAUCAUUACACGUCUGUGUCCCUACUACCUUCCUCUACAUGGCAGGGAAAGGCCGUGGCUGGGGCUCUGGCAGUUCCCAAUAGUGGUAUGAGCUCUGAAUGCUGUCAGUGGGCAACAGCCUCGGGGGGUGGUGGGGACUUGAACCCAGGGUACUGACUUUGAACUUGCUGGCAGCUCUGGCUGCAACCCGCUGGCUCGGAACAGAUUUUAUAAACUCCACAACCUGA